AUGCCCCUGAGUCUGGGCUUGGCUGAUCGGAAGCUGUACCCAGGAAUCGGAGGACUGACUGCCGCCCUCGGCCUGCGUCAGCAGGGACAUGAGGUCAUGCUCUUUGAGAGAUCACAACUUGCCCAAGAAACCGGCGCCGCUAUCCACUUGGCCCCAAACUGCCACAGCAUCCUCAGGAGGUUCGGCGUUUUUCCUGAAGUUUUUGGUGCUAACCCGGUCAAUGGGGUCGCCGAAUACGACGGCGAAGGCAAUGUGAAGUUCGAUCUGGACUUGAGAAAACCUCUCGCGAUAUGGCAACAUCCAUGGGUACUCUCCCACCGUGUCCGGCUUCACGAAGAGUUAAAGCGCAAAGCAUUAUCCACAGACAAUGAGGGGACACCUGCUGUACUCAAGACCUCGAGUGUUGUAACGGUCGUCGACCCCGACACCGGGACCGUCACGCUUGAAGACGGCUCGUCAUUCUCGGGGGACUUGUACCAACUCACUGUUCAGUCUAUUACACGAAGCAUCGUUGCCGGGCCAGAGAUCAAACCCUUUGGCUCGGGCAAGAGCGCGUUUAGGUUUCUUGUUCCUAUGCACCAGGUCCGCGACAACCCGAUUACCGAAGCAUUAGGAAAACGCGAAGGCAUCAUGACAAUGUGGAUGGGUAACGACCGCCGCCUUGUCAUGUACCCCUGCUCCGACAAUACCAUGAUGAACUUUGUCGGUAUCCACCCUAGCGAGCUCUCGGCUUCCAAGGGAGAGGGGUGGAGUCGUGGAGCAAGCAAGGACCUUCUCAUCGAGGUGUUUGGCGGUUUCGGGACGACUGUGCGGGGCCUCUUAGAGAUGGCUGAUGUCAAUGCACUCAAAGUGUGGACUUUAUUGGACAUGGAUAGAAUUCCGACCUGGUACAAGGGGAAGUUGGCGCUGUUGGGAGAUGCAGCCCACCCCUUCCUACCGCAUCAGGGCCAAGGAGGAGGAAUUGCCAUUGAGGAUGCAGCGUCCUUAGCUGCUCUUCUACCCCAAGGCACAACCGUCGAUGACAUCCCUGAGCGGUUGGCGUUGUACGAGAAGGUCCGCGACGAAAGAGCACACAAGGUCCAGGCCCUGACCAGGAUAGCGGGAACAGACCUCAACGACGAAAACCGGGGGAAAUUUAACAUCAUGGAGUUCAUGCAUUACAACUUCGGACACGACGAGUGGCACAAUUCGACCCGCGCUUUAAGGGAGCACCUUUGGUCCCGCAACGGCCCCGUCCACAGGCGUAUACCGCUCUCGUUUGGCCCCAUGCCCAGCCCUCGCCAGGACCACCUUGGCCGGCGGAUUCCGGCGCAGGAGUCUGGUUUCACGACGUACUCGGUCCGCUUCAAGACUUCGGCAACAUUCCUCAGAACAUGGUUCCCGACCCCGGAGUUCAGCUUUUCCUCACCGGGGACCGUGGCUGAGGCUAGCUUUCGGUGUACCGAGCUGCGGGAUAUGAAGUGGCUCGGGGGUGGUGGGUACAAGUAUCUCGGUCUCUGGAUUCACGGGGUGCAGUACACGCGGAAGGACGGGAGCAAGGUGCAUGGCUCAUUCUUGGUGGUCUUGCUGGAGUCGUUGGCCGACCCCAUCAUCACGGGACGUGAUGAGCUGGGAAUGCCAAAGUUGUUCAGUGACAUCGACAUCAACUCCAACGCUGAGGGCUCAGUCAGCAUCGGGUGCAGCUGGAGAGGGCAACAGUUCCUACAGCUCCACCUUGAUGAUCUGAAAGAGGGGCCUGCCGACAAACCUGAGCCCGAGCCCGAAGCCCCGAGGAACCCCCAUGCUCCCCCCAAACCCAAGGACGAAGGGACCAUAACCUACCGCUACGUGCCGGCGGUUGGGAAACCGGGCGAGGCUGACGCGGCGUACGCUGUCCUGUUCCGCGAGGGCAAUGAGUCUGCUGCCCCGCGGGUCGUGCAGAGGACCUGCCGCAGCCAGAGCAGCCGGCUUGAGUUCACAGAAGGCAACUGGGACAACCUGCCGACACUGCACCAUAUUGCGGCUGGGUUUGCGGAAAUCCCGGUGUGUGGUGUUGUGGAAGCAAAAACGGAGGAGGGCACCGGGGUGGAUGACUUGGCGAAUGCGGAAAGGAUCGAGUAA
Chaetomium globosum CBS 148.51 is the source of this 2100-nucleotide messenger RNA. RefSeq lists its product as uncharacterized. Gene Ontology annotation, molecular function: lyase activity; monooxygenase activity; FAD binding. NCBI's taxonomy places the organism in Eukaryota, Fungi, Ascomycota, Sordariomycetes, Sordariales, Chaetomiaceae. The transcript is spliced from 8 exons. Bases 1 to 2100 code for a protein of 699 amino acids. The record is from RefSeq and is a predicted model, not a curated record.